This is a messenger RNA of Colletotrichum paranaense, 1611 nucleotides long. Its product is annotated as cellobiose dehydrogenase. The transcript is spliced from 7 exons. Gene Ontology annotation, molecular function: flavin adenine dinucleotide binding; oxidoreductase activity, acting on CH-OH group of donors. The coding region runs from base 1 to 1611 and encodes 536 amino acids. The record is from RefSeq and is a predicted model, not a curated record. NCBI's taxonomy places the organism in Eukaryota, Fungi, Ascomycota, Sordariomycetes, Glomerellales, Glomerellaceae.
AUGUAUGGUGGCCCGGGAGGAAUAGUCACUGCUGAUAAGCUUUCUGCUAGUGGCAAGAGUGUGCUUCUAAUCGAAAGAGAACCUCCAUCAUCUUUCAGAUGGGGCGGAAGCUUUACGGGCACAUAUGGCAAGAUAGCGCUGGCAUCAAAUGUCUGGAUGUUGUUCCCAUGGCAGGCUGUGUUCUCGGCGGUGGAACUGCUAUCAACGUGGGCCUUUGAUUCAAGCCUUCAAAGCUUGGACUGGGAUACACAGUUUUCCGAUGGCUGGAAGGCCAAGAACCUGUCUGCUGUCACAAACCGAGCCUUCAGGCGUGUUCCGUGGACUGACGUCCCUUGCAAAGAUGGUGUCUUACACAACCGUCAGACCAGAGACCUAAUGAUGAAGGGGCUCGUCGAAAACGGAUGGAACAGUGUUAAGGCAAACGAUGAGCCAGAUGCCAAGAGAAGAACCGUUUCCCAAUCAGAGUACUUUUACCAGCAUGGCGAGCGAGGUGGGCUCUUGGAAACCCAUCUUGUGUCAGUAGCAGCUCGCGGUAACGUUAAGCUCUGGACGAACACACUCGUCACUAGAGUGGAGAGAAGGGGAGAUAGUGUCAGUGGUGUGCAAGUAGAGUCUGCUGGCGAGGGCGGUUACGAUGGUACCAUUAAACUUGCUGUUGGUGACCGAGUCAUUCUUUCUGCUGGAGUAUUUGGCUCAGCUAAGAUUCUGUUUCGGAGUGGGAUUGGCCCGAAAGAUCAGCUAGAGACUGCCCAGAAAACCGAAGGCGACGUAUUCAUCGACUCUACCCAGUGGAUUGAUCUUCCGGUCGGUCACAACCUCGACGACCAUGUGAACACAAACAUUCUCUUCGAGUACCCAGGCAUAGCCAACUACGACUUCAAUAGCACUUACGACAAUCCCAGUCCGGAUGACGCUGCAGCAUACCUAUGUGAGAUAACAGACCUCUCCAUGCGAGAUGGUUUGACAUUAUUGACUGACAGUGAUCUUGCGGCCAACCGAUCAGGCAUACUGACCCAAGCAGCCCCAGACAAUAACCCCAUCUUCUGGGAUGCGGUCAAAGGAGAGGAUGGCAUCGAAAGAGGGUUUCAAUGGAUGAGCUAUGUUAGCGGGCCGCAUAAAGGCAAGACAUACAAUACUUCUGGCAUGGCAGCUGCCCUUGGACUCGGCAAGACUUCGAGGGGUCGCGCCACAAUCAACUCGUCCCUCAUUAUGAACGUCAGUGUGUUUUCUUACUUCAAUGACGAAGGGAAUCUCGACUUUGUGACUGUUGUAACCACAGUCAGUAGAGUUAUCAAGGCAAUUCCAUCCAUUCCUGGCGCUACAAUGAUCAACCCCGCCCCUAGUCAAGACGUGCGAGACUACGUCCAAAAGUUGUUUGUGGAUAUUGGCCGUACUGCCAAUCACUGGGUUGGAACCACCCGUCUUGGAACCGACUCUGCUCUGGAAGGUGGUAAACCCGUCGUUGAUCUCAACGCGCAAGUCUAUGGAACGAAAAGCCUGCACAUUGUUGACGCAGGAAUACUCAAUGGGAUUUUCACUGCGAAUUCGCAAGCUGGAUUUGUUAUUGCUGCCGAGAAAGUAGCCAAAGAGAUUAUCAAAUUGCAUGGAUAA